CGAACUUCGGCAGCUAUAGUCAGUGCCAGCGCCAACGCAGAGCUACGCGAUGCUCCGCGCCUGCGGCGCCGCGGCUCCGGCGUCUGUGCCCGCCCUCGUCAGGGCGCGCCUCGCGAAGCCCUCCUCCUCCGUCGCAGCCUCCGCAGUCGCCUCCUCCUCCGCCCUGGAGGAGCUCGCCGCCGACCGCAAAGGUUUGGCGAGAGUGGUACUAAAGAAGGGCAAGACUCAGAUAUUCCGAGGUGGGAGUCCAAUGGUGUACAGUGGUGCUGUUGAUAGAAUAAUUGGCCGGCCUCCUCCCAAAACGGGUGAUGUUGUUUUGGUAGCUGAUGGGUCAGAGAAACCUAUCGGGUGGGGUGUCUAUAACUCCGUGUCUAUGUUUUGUGUUCGGCUAAUGCAACUAGAAGAAGAGGCAAAAAGAGAUCCAGCCUCUGCAUUAAAUAUGGAAAGGCUGCUCGAAGAAAGACUUUGUUCUGCGGUGGAUUUACGGCGUAGUUUGGGUUUCCCCUCAACUAAUACAAAUGCUUACCGUCUCGUCAAUAGUGAAGGCGACAGAUUAUCUGGUCUGAUAGUGGAUAUAUUUGCUGAUGUUGCCGUGAUUGCUUCAUCUGCUGCUUGGGUUGAGAAAUAUAGGCAACAAAUCCAGUCCCUUGUUAGCAAAGUUAGUGAUGUUAACCAUAUAAAGUGGAGGUCAUCAAGUGAUAUUCUAAAAGAAGAAGGAUUAGAUAUGUCAGAGCAAACAGAACCUGCACCCUCUUCAUACUCUGGAACUGUGAAGGUUAUGGAAAAUGGCAUUGUCUAUCUAGUCUCCAUGGAGGGGCAGAAGACAGGUUUUUAUGCAGAUCAACGGGAAAAUCGCCACUUCAUAUCCACACUCUCGAAGGGCCAGAGGGUUCUUGACCUUUGCUGUUACAGUGGUGGUUUUGCUCUUAGUGCAGCCAAGGGUGGUGCAACUAAUGUUACUGGCAUUGAUUCAUCAGGAUCUGCACUAGAUCUUGCCAAUGAGAAUAUUCUUCUGAAUAAGCUUGAUGCUGAGAGAAUUUCGUUCUUAAAAGAAGAUGCAACUGCAUUCAUGAAAGGUGCUAUCUCAAGAAAUGAGCUGUGGGACUUGGUAAUCCUCGAUCCUCCAAAGUUGGCACCCCGGAAGAAGGUGCUACAAAGUGCAUCCGGUAUGUACAGAAGCCUGAACGCUCUUGCAAUGCAAGUGGUAAAGCCAGGGGGGUUGCUCAUGACAUGCUCUUGUUCUGGAGCUAUGACCCAAAGUGGUCUCUUCCUUAAAACCAUUCAGGGUGCUGCAUCAAUGGCCGGUCGAAAGGUUACAGUUUUACGUCAAGCAGGAGCAGCUUGCGAUCAUCCCAUCGAUCCUUCAUAUCCUGAAGGCCAAUAUCUCAGCAAUUACCUACUCCGAGUAAUGUGAAAAAGGAACAGUCAAAACAAUUUACUGACCAGUAACCAUUUCUGAAGAGCUGAUUUCUGAAGUUUUACCUCCAGUUGAUGUUAUAUUUUAGUCAUAAGGUUAGGUCUAGAAAUUGUCUGAACAAGAACAUGUGUAUCUUGUAACCCUUCAAAGAUUAGCUUAUCAACUUUUGCAGAUCAUUAUUCUUUAUGGAGUGUACUUCCAAAAAUAUGUUAAGUGGAAUAACAGAAUGCACCAGUUUAAAACUGA
Molecule: messenger RNA, 1663 nt
Organism: Hordeum vulgare subsp. vulgare (domesticated barley)
Lineage: Eukaryota; Viridiplantae; Streptophyta; Magnoliopsida; Poales; Poaceae
Product: ribosomal RNA large subunit methyltransferase I
Exons: 8
Coding region: 50-1414 (454 amino acids)
Molecular function (GO): methyltransferase activity; RNA binding
Source: RefSeq, a predicted model, not a curated record